Messenger RNA from Trichophyton rubrum CBS 118892, 2028 nucleotides. RefSeq lists its product as uncharacterized. The transcript is spliced from 3 exons. Gene Ontology annotation, biological process: small GTPase-mediated signal transduction. NCBI's taxonomy places the organism in Eukaryota, Fungi, Ascomycota, Eurotiomycetes, Onygenales, Arthrodermataceae. The record is from RefSeq and is a predicted model, not a curated record. Gene Ontology annotation, molecular function: GTPase activity; GTP binding. Bases 560 to 1222 code for a protein of 220 amino acids.
CGAACCCUUUUGCAACAUCAUCAUAAACUAACCUCAAGACCUCAAACCCGCCUCACUAAAUAACUGCUUGCUUGCUCGCUGUCUGCUGUCUCUCUCGCCCGCGGCCAACUCGCUCUCACACACGAUCUGCCUGUCUCUCUUUCUCGCUGUCUCCUUCGUCGUCGCCCAAGCUCGCAGCUCGCCUCUUCACUCUCACUCUCACUCUCAGUCUCCUCCCUCAAGUCACCUCUUGUCCCGCCACUGACCGUCCAGAGUCAUCCGGCCUCGCUCCUUGGUCACUCUCCAGACGCUGCCUCGCGUUGAAACCAGGCCUUGGACGCCGUGUGCCCAAUUCACUUCCUGCUCGGCGACCUCAACCUCCCUCGCUUCGUCCGCCUUUUCUCCUCUCCUCUCCUCUCCUCUCCUCUCCUCCUCCCUUUCUCCCACCAACACAACCAUCCCUCGCACACCGCAAGUUGCCUCGACGUCCUCAGGGUCUUCUCCAGCUUCGUCCUCUCUCUCUUCCUCCCUCUCGACUCCAGAUUUAAAAAGCAAAGAGAGACCAGAGUUGUAGCUCAACAUGGUUGUUGCUACUAUCAAGUGUGUGGUCGUUGGUGACGGUGCCGUUGGAAAGACCUGCCUGUUGAUCUCAUACACUACCAACAAGUUCCCCUCUGAAUAUGUCCCAACUGUCUUUGAUAACUAUGCUGUGACAGUAAUGAUUGGAGAUGAGCCAUACACGCUGGGCCUCUUUGAUACCGCCGGUCAGGAGGAUUAUGACCGCCUACGCCCACUCUCCUACCCGCAAACCGAUGUCUUCCUCGUCUGCUUCUCGGUCACCUCGCCAGCUUCCUUUGAGAACGUACGCGAGAAAUGGUUCCCCGAGGUCCGCCACCACUGUCCAGGCGUCCCUUGUCUCAUCGUCGGCACCCAGACGGAUUUAAGAGAUGACCAGACCAUCCGGGAUAAGCUAAGCAAGCAGCGAAUGCAGCCAGUUCGCAAAGAGGACGGCGACCGCAUGGCCAAGGAGCUCGGAGCAGUCAAAUACGUCGAGUGCUCUGCCCUGACCCAGUACAAGCUCAAGGACGUCUUUGACGAGGUCAGUCUAAUUCGCUUUUUGAUACCUUUCCUCCUGAUCCAUAGUCUGUAUUUACCAACAUUGCUAACUCGAUCAAUCCAGGCCAUCGUUGCUGCCUUAGAGCCCAGUCCUCCAAAGAAAUCGAGCCGCUGUCUACUCUUGUAGAGUCACCCAGCCAGCACAGGGAGAAGGUUACAGUGCCAUCUGAUUUUGAUACAUCGGUUACAAUCUCGCGGACAAUGGGUGUUGAUCGGGCUCUUGCGUAUUUAUCCGCACAAUUCGCUAUUUAGAUGCUCCUAAACUGGUAUCUCACGAUGCUUUCCCUCCUCCCUCCCCCCUCCCCCAUCUUCUCCCUCCCUUCUUCUCCAAGGCUCCUUUUCCAUCUCUCUUUCUUUAAACAUCCUCACACCCAGAGUUACAUCACAAAUCACAUAAUGGGGGUUAUGGGCGGCGUGCUAAGGACAAUUUGAAUCGGAUGAAUCCGUUUUUAUGACUGUGCUUUUUUAAUUCUACUCUUUUUGUUCGUUUUUUUGCUUUGUUUCCCCCCUUUAUUCCUUACCUAUUAUCACCCGUCUGCGUAUCUUUGUUACUUGAUUUGCAAUAACCCUGGCUCUAUUUUCCCUUCCUUUUUUUCUUCUUCGCAUGCGGCUUGUCUGUCCCCUGCUUUUUACCUAUCCCCUCGAAAUUCGAGAUGCAUGCUAUGCUGGUUUGGGAGGGAACCUUCACGACCGAGAAAGGUGACAUGCCUGCCCUCCCCCUUCUGGUCUUGAUCUGUUUUACUAUUCCCCCUUUUUAUUAAUCCAAGAUGACAGAAACUCGCUGGGCCAAUACAACAAGUGUUUUUUCUCUUCCCUCCCCGAUUCCCUUGUGUUUUUUUCCCCUCGCUCUUCCUCUCUGUCUGCCUGCCCUGUCGAUUUCCCGUCUACUUUUUAUGAAGUUUAGAUUUUAUGAUGCGCAGAUGCCUUGAAUGA